ACUCCAACUCCCACAAUGCAUCACUUCAGACACAGCUCCAAGCAGUCGGUACCUCGGAGCACAUCAUCACUGUGGACUCGCCGUGCUCAAGAGCAAUGGCAGCCGCCUUAUCCCGCGCCCUCAAACUGCCAGGAAAGAAAGGCUCCGAGCUGGGCGAGUACGACCCGCUCACCCAAGCUGACAGCGAGGAUGAGAGCGAAGAGGACGACCUGGUCCUCAAUUACCCCCGCAACGGUCUGGGCCGGGACACUCACCUGGGCCCCAGAGGGAGAACCGGGCGACUUGUGGCGGCCGAAGAUGGGGCAGCGGAGGACGAGGACGAAUGGCGAGAGCGGCCCGCCAGCAAGUCCCGCCCGGACAGAGACGAUGGGCGGCACUGGGGCUCGUCGGGGGACGACGUGGGGCAAGCGGGAACGUCCGGUCUCCGAGUUCGCGGUACCGAUGAGGAAGAGAAAAGGAUGAGGAGGAAGAACGCUGCGCGGGCUUCCUGUUUCCUGCUGCCUCUGGUGUGCGCCAUGGUGUUGGUGCUGCUCGGUGCGUUCCUCAUUCCUUGCCAGAAGGGGGCCGUGGCGAAGAGGCCGCAGUGGGAGAGAAGACAGGGAGAUGCAGCAGGUGUGACUCCACCUGCCUUGGCGUUAUGGGAUGUGGACGGGGACUCGGUGGAUGACGUGCUACUCAGUGUGAGCGAGUGCACCAACGACACACGUGUCACUCAAGGAACCAAAAUCCACAGUGCCGUGGUCCUGUCCGGCGCCACGGGCCAGGUGCUCUGGAGGAAAGUCACGUUGGAGUCGGUCAUGUACGUCCAAUGUGGUCUCCGGAUCAGCGCCCGGCCAACACCCGUGUGUCUCCUCAUCGGCAAGUCCGUCAUCACGGCUGUGAACGGCACCACAGGGAAGAACCUGUGGUCUGUCCUGCUGAAGAACAUCGAGUCCCAGGCGGUCUUACUCCCAGACCUCCAGGAGGACUCCAUCCCAGACCUGCUCAUAGCCACCCUGCCUGCAGAUGAGGCUCUGGCUCUCUCUCUGACUCUAAAGUCGGGGCUGACUGGAGAAACUCUGGGACAGUCCGUGUCCUUCAACCUCACAGGACAGGGGAAGCUGAUCGGACCACUUCUGCACCAGACACAGCAAGGGGCGGCCUACAUCCUGUUCGGCCUCGGUAACGUGGUGGCCGUCUCCCUGCGCGAUGUCUACAUCCGUGCAACCGGUAAGUCGCCCAUGGCUCAGGCGCUCUGGCGGAAGGAUCCAGGAUGGGAGAGUCUCGAUAAAACUAAUUCCUCUUCCUUCAUACACAUUUUCAGAGGAUCAGAGCGUGUGGACUUCCUGCUCCCCCUGGUGGCCGGUUUGGGCAGCUGCGACAACAACCUGGACACGGUCGCCAACCUGAACUCCAGCAAGAGCGACUGGGUGCUGGUGUACGGCUCCAGCAAACUCUCCGUGCUCAGACAGAGGGACGUACGAAAACAGUGGACCUUUAACUCCGCCCCCAUCCACAGCCAACCAACACCAGGACACUUCAACGAUGAUGGAAUCCUUGAUAUUUUCCUUCAGCACUCAUCAAAGGGCGUCAUGACGGCGCUGGUGAUCGACGGGGCCAACGGGCGCCCUCUCUGGACGGCACAGUUCGUGUGCCCUCGUCUGGUUUUGGAAGCGGCAGCGGUCGCCACUUCCACUGGUCUGUCUGCUUUUGUCUUCUGGGCCAGUGAGCCAAUCAGAGCGCGGAAGAAUAUCACCACAGCAACUGUAACUCCUGGUGUUGCUGAGCCGGUCAUCAGAAAGCUCUUCCUGUUGCACCCGACGCUUCCCACAAUCCUCCAGGAACUGAGCAGCACCACAGACACGGUAGUGGCGGCAGCAGUGAGUUACGAGGAGCCUCUGAAAGACGCGACCUACAUCACCGUGUCCUCGCGGCCCACGCCCGACUCUCAGCCCGCCGCCCGGCUAGUGAGGAGCAUGAGCCUCCGCGCCGCCCUCGCCAAAGGACACACACUCUCACUCGGCGACGAGACCGGGACGUCGCACGAGAUCAUCGAGGCGUUCUUCAGACGCUUGUUCUUCAGACGUCAGUGAGACACUGAAUGAAGCACGAGACACCAGUGACUGACCUCAAGGGAGCAUAGAAGAUGUUUACAUCUCACUAGUCCAAUUCAUCAGUAUUUAAUAUUUUUCUGUCAAAUAUGUCUUUUUUUUUCCAAAUAACUUUUGUCAUUUUAUUUUAUGUUUCUUUUAAUUGAAUUUGUAUUUAAUUUUAUUUGAUUUUUCUGUCAGUCUUUUUUUUUUUUUUUACAAAUAACCAUUUUUUAUGUCAUUUUAUUUUAUAUUUCUUUUAAUUUAAUUUGAUUUCAUUUUAUUUUAAUUUUGUUUCGUUUUAUUUUAUUUUUCUGUGAGUUUUUUUUACAAAUAACUUAAUUUUUGUCAUUUUAUUUUAUAUUUCUUUUAAUUUGAUUUCAUUUUAGUUGUAUUUAAUUUCAUUUUUUAAUGUAUUUCAUUUUAUUUGUUUUAUUUAAAUUGUAUUUCGUUUUAUUUUAUUUGUAUUUCAUUUCAUUUGUUUUUUUUAUUUUAAUUUAAAAAUGUUUUAUUUUAUUUGUAAUUAAUUUCAUUUUUUAUCUUAUUAAUUUUAAUUUGUUUUAUUUUUUGUAUUUUAUUUUAUUUUUCUGCCAAACAGUCUUUUUUUUUUUCAAAUAAUUAUUUUUUAUGUCAUUUUAUUUUACAUUUCUUUUAAUUUCAUUUCAUUUUAUUUGUAUUUUUCUGUCAAAUAUCUGUCUUUUUUUUAACGGCACUUAAAUAACUAAGUGGCGUUGAAGCAUGUUUUAACAUUUGAUUGAAUGUUCCGCGAUUGCUGCGACUUGAAAUGAAAACGUGUUUACGUCACUUGUUGAACUCUUCAUGAUGAUAAAUAUUCACUUUUGUACAGUAUUUAUUUGGUGUACUCGGCUGCUCACACCUUGUAUCGUACACCACAACUUCUUCUCUAGCAUAAAGAUACAAAUAUGUACCAUAGCUCUGCAUUUUAUCAAUGGAUCGUGUAGCGUUUGCCUCGUUUUUGACCGUGAUGGCAAACUAAAAUAGUGUAAUGAUAACCAUAGAACCGUGGUACAAUUGAGUACAUUGAUCAAUAGAUGCCAUGUUGAACAUACAAGUUGUGUUCUUAUGCUGUAGUACUUCCUAGUAGUUUUACUUUCAAUACAGUGUUGACAUUUGUACUUGGAUGUUGGUUAGCAAUAUCAAAUUGUUAUUCAGUAUGAAUGAAAACAUUGCCUGCGCCGUUAAUAAAAGUUUUAUGCUGUUC
This is a messenger RNA of Entelurus aequoreus (snake pipefish), 3291 nucleotides long. It is a transcript of the gene fam234b, whose product is annotated as family with sequence similarity 234 member B. The transcript is spliced from 13 exons. Bases 96 to 2072 code for a protein of 658 amino acids. NCBI's taxonomy places the organism in Eukaryota, Metazoa, Chordata, Actinopteri, Syngnathiformes, Syngnathidae. The record is from RefSeq and is a predicted model, not a curated record.